AUGCCUUUCCAUUUCCUUAAAAAAGGUACAAUUGCAAAAGAGAAGGGAAAAAAAAAAGAAAUUGAAAACUUUAAUAUAGGAGGUUCCAAUUCAGAUACCAACAGUAAUAGUUAUAGUAAUACCAACUUUAAUACAGAUGAUUUUGUCAUUGACACAUUUUUAUCAUUGGAUGCACUCAAAGCAGAAUAUGAAAACACUUCCAAUACAACAUAUUUCCUAAAUCCAACUAGUAUAAACACUACCAACGGUGAACCACACUACAACACCAGUGGUUAUUAUAAUAGUGCAGAGAAUUAUAAGACUAAUAGUACUACUAUAACAACAAGUAAUAUAACAAACAAUGUAAAAUCAUCCAGUAGUAAUAGUAGCCAUGUCAAGAAUAUAAAUGAUGAUGUUUUUUUAAAUACUGACAUAAAGACGUGGGACGUUGACACUGUAAUCCGGUGGUUAAAAUCUCUAAGGUUUGAAGAAGAAAUUAUCAAAAAUUUUGAAAGCGAAAAAGUUGAUGGUGUGGCAAUGUUCAUUUUGUAUGAAAAUAACGAUUUUUUGAAAAAUUUAGGUUUUACUCAUAUAGGUCCAAGACUUAAAUUUCAAAAAGGAAUCGAAGAAAUUAUAGAAUCAAAAAAAUUGAACUCAAAAAGAUUUAAACGUAGAAAAGAUGUAAAUAGUAAAAUUAUGGAAAGCUUGAAAAAUAAAAUUCAAAAUGAUAAUGAUAAUGAUAAUGAUAAUAAUAAUAAAACCAUAUCCAAUGACAAUAACGAAAAACAACAAGAAAAGGAGGAAAAAGAAGAAAAAGAAGAAAAAGGAGAAAAGGAAAAAGUGGAAAAAGUGGAAAAAGUGGAAAAAGUAGAAAAAGAAGAAAAAGAAGAAAAAGAAAAAAUAAUUGAAAAGGAACAACAGGAACUAACUAAGGAACAAAUUGAAAAUGAAACAGAAUUAGAAAAAGAACAACAAAAUAAUAUUUUAAAUAGUGAAAAGGACCAAACUAUCAUACCAGAAACUAAACAGGAAGAGCUAGCCAAAUCUGAUGAAAAGGGACCAGCUGAAGGAACUAAAACUACCAAAGCUGAAGUGCAUGUUGACGAGAGUGAAAUUGAUCUCGAUGAUUACGAAAAGGAACAAGAGGAGUUUUCAAUUGAUGCAAAUUCAGAUAGUGACACAGUAACAUUUGCUAAACAUAAUAGACAAAAAAUAGAUAAAAAUAGUGAAAAAUAUAAAAAGAUACUCGAUAUUAGAAAUAAAAGAAGAAAAAAAGUAAUUUUAAAACCAUUGUUUCCUGAAGAAAACAAUUUUAAUAAUAGUAACAAUAAUAAUAAUAAUAAUAAUAACAAUAACAAUGAUAAUAAUAGUUAUGAUAAUGAAAGUAACAUAAUAGAUAAUAAUAUAAAUAAUAAUAAUAUAGAUAAUAUUAAUAAUAAUAGUAUCAAUGUAUGUAAUAACAAUCAAUUUCAAUAUAAUGAAGGAUUAGAAUAUGGUGAUGAUGAAAGGGAAAAUGAUGAACCUAUUAAUCAAGAAGUUAAUAUUGUGGCAAAUAAAAUGGAUGAACCAAUAAAAGAACAGGGUAGUGAGGAUACAACUGAAGAUACACCUCCAAGUAUAGAAUUUCAAAGUUUAAUGGAUAGUUUAUCAAAUUUAAUAAGAAAACAGAAUGAAUUUGAAACUCCAGCCUAUAGAACUUAUGAUAGAAAUAGUAACUUUAGAAACAUGUAUCAUAUCGAAACCAGAAUAGUAAACCAACAGGUUAUUACCGAUUAUAGAAACAAUAAUAAAGCUGAUGCAUACAAUAGAAGAUUAGAAGGUGCAUUUUUAGAUAUUGAAAAGGGUGUUAAAAUUGCAUACGAUCCAAUAGAGGAAUGGAAGAAAACUGAAAGUGGUCAAGAGCUAUUCGCAAAAUAUACCGAUCUAAAGGAUCAACAUAAACUAUUACAACAAAGAACAAAAGCUAUAAAUUUACGUUACAGACAAAUUAAUUCCUUCACAACUAUUACAGCAUCCCCAAUUUACGAAGAAAAAAUUGAAAAAAUUGAAAAACUUGGUAAAAAAUAUAAAGAAAACCCAAUACCACAAGAGACACCUCCACCCCCUCCAGAAGAGCCAAAAAAAAUAAAAAAAAAUAAACAUAAUCAAACAUCAGCUUUAUAA
Molecule: messenger RNA, 2142 nt
Organism: Dictyostelium purpureum
Lineage: Eukaryota; Evosea; Eumycetozoa; Dictyosteliales; Dictyosteliaceae
Exons: 1
Coding region: 1-2142 (713 amino acids)
Molecular function (GO): protein binding
Source: RefSeq, a predicted model, not a curated record